Messenger RNA from Exophiala aquamarina CBS 119918, 4995 nucleotides. RefSeq lists its product as uncharacterized. The transcript is spliced from 2 exons. The record is from RefSeq and is a predicted model, not a curated record. Bases 1 to 4995 code for a protein of 1664 amino acids. Lineage: Eukaryota; Fungi; Ascomycota; Eurotiomycetes; Chaetothyriales; Herpotrichiellaceae.
AUGGGCUUUACCAGUCGACGUCCACUUCUGCCUGCACCCACUGACUCCUUACUUGAGUCGGCCGAGGAAACUGGACUGGGAACCGAUCUUGGAACCGACCUUUCGCGGAGGACCGAUAAAACCUGGGAAGAAAUCCCUGGCGACGGAACCCCCAUCACCAUCUCACCCGCCCCAAAGCACAAUCAUCUCGGCAAGCUGCCAAAGUCUGGCCAGCAAUCCCAAACCUCACUUCUCAUAGAGCUGUUUGAGAACAACACGACCUCGGAAUCCGGCCAGAGGCGACCUAGUCUGCGAGUCCGCUAUACUCCUUCAAAAUCGAGAAAGAAAGGAGAGAAAGGGGAAAGUCACAUCCUGGUCACCGAAUCGAAAUCUACUAGGAAACCCUCCAAAACACAUCGCAUCGCUCUAGGUGGUAACGAGACGCUCGCCCAUAAUAUCAUCGAAGGGAGCAUCAGUUCAUUGGACUCUGCUGGCAAUCUCCAUCCUAAAGCCCCUGUCGAGAUUGACGUUCACCAGGACGACGUAUCUGAAUACUCCUCGCUGAGUGCUUCCCCCGAACUCAAAUACAUCAUUCCCGAGUCCGACAUUUCGUCUAUGCCGCCAGAGAGCUCUUUGGGUAUUGCAAAUCCCGUCACUAUGUCACAAUCAGAACAGAGCGGAAGCUUGGCAAGAGGCUCGAGUUACGACGGGGCCGCAUUGAAGCCUCCAGUCAUCGUCACAGGCCGGAAUGCGAGUAACGAAAGAAUUACUCAGAAGGUCAUCGAAAAAUUGAGCAACAAGCCAAGAGUUUCCGCCAGUGGAAAACGUCGUCGCAGCAGCCAGACUCCUAGCCACAGCAGUGUCAGCAGAGAAGCCGAAGUCGACGAUCCAGCUGAAUCCCGAGCCUAUGUUGCGAAGAAAAUUGACGAUGACUCAAAUCCCAGCGCCACAGGUUCCAGUCUGUUAAGCGGCUCGCAUCUAUCGGCGGAGCCGAGACCAACGGACCAGCGCUCAGUACGGUCGGGAACGUCUAACGUGUCCAUCACCAAUAAUCCGAAAUUAUUGCAGACUGUUGAGGAUGCUAUCAGACGUCUCAUUUUGCCAGAACUGACAGAAUUAAGAAGAGACCAAAGACACCACCGUUCUCGACACGAAAAGUUGAGCGAACCUUCAGAUGUUUCUAGCAGCACCGUUUCACGAGAAGAAAGAACCCAUCGCAAAUCAUCCGGCAGCAAAUCAAAACGGAGGGUUAGCCAUGAGUCCGAUGGAGCCAAGCCGUCGAGCUCUUCCCGGCGACACAGAUCUCACAGAUAUGAUGACUACGAUUCACCACCAUCUGAGCAGAGUUAUGGUCAGUCUGAAUCUGUCGAGAGCAGCAGUGUUCGCGACGAAAAGAAAUCUCGCAAAUCUUCCAAAAGCCAUCGUGCUCGAGAUGUCGCAGCUGGUGCCAUAGGUGGUGCCGCUCUGACAGCUGCUGCACUCAAAUCACAUGACUCAGGAUCCAGCCUUGAAUUGUCCGAGAAGAGAAGAAGGCGGCGGAGUAAAAGUCGGUCUAGUCGAAGUGCGAGCGUCACAGAGAAAGAGGAUGCAUUCUCCAAACACAAAGUCCCUCCCAUGCCUUUUGUAAGCGAAAUCGGCACAGAUCUAACCCGCAGCUCACUCCAAUCUUCUGUCGAUGGAGGUGCGACAACGCCUACUCGAAGAGAAGUUCGCGAGGUCAUUCGAGGGUCGCCUCUCGAUCAGUCAUCCUCUGGUACACGCACCCCAACCAAAAGCAACCUUGAUCUAAGACGUGGGCUCGGAACUCAUCACGGCAACUUCUCCGAGCAUGAUCUUUCCGGGCACGAUAGCUCAACCAGAAAAGAAAUGCCCGAUGAAGGGAGUGAACUAUCGCAUGAUGUCGAUGACCCCGACUUUGCUUCACAUGGCUUUGCAGCAUUGACGGAUCCAGAACGUGCACGUGCGUAUGAAAGAAAUCUCCAUCAACAACAUCCCAUUCGACGCGGUCUUAGUCCUAUCCAAAGUGUCGCAAGCUAUGCUACUACCACUGAGCCGAAUCGGAACUCUUUUAUGCAGGCACGCAGCUCAGAGUCCCUAGACUCGCUCAAAAGGCAGGAGCAGACUAAUGAUCAGGAUUCAAUCUCAACUUUAUCAUCUCCUCCAAGUACAGAUCUAGCUCGUUCAAUGCGCCCUCAUGGCAUCAGUCUAGAAAACCGCAGCGAGAUCAUGGGCCAGCAUCAUGGAUCACUCGAAAGCACCCCUCGUCAGGUUGACCCGGAGGCAGUGUUUGACGAACAGCACCUCGAAAAUGAAAGCUACCGCAAGUCUCCUUAUGUUGACAAGGUCACUGCCGGCCGUCAUGUCGCAAGACCACUCGGUGCGACUGCAGAAAUCAUGGACCUGUCGACGGGUGUCGAAUCUGCUGUUGCAUCGCUUAUCAGUUAUAGUGGUUCCCCUCGUCAUAGCCAGGCGAGCUCACUGGAUCGACAUGAGAAUAAUACAUCGGAUAGUCCUUAUUACGACCGCGAUUCAAGCUAUGUCAGCAGUCCACUCAAACAUCAAUCGUCAAGUCCCAGCAAUGACAAGCAAAUAUUGCAGCCAGCGGCAGUUGUCAUGUCUCCAGCACAGAGCCCAGCUCACUCUCUUCCACGAUCGCUUGCUCGAUCCGUCCAACAUUCUGAGGGUCGAUCCGCGAAGUCUCUACAUUCUCCUCACCUCCCCUCGCCCGAGGUUACAGCCCAGGCAGAACGUUCUCCUGAAUCGGACAUUACUACAAAUCCAUCUGUCAUCCAAGGCCCGAUCGGCGGACUCAGUCAAGGUAAUACAGAUCACUGGCCCUAUGACCCUACACCUCCUCGUUCACGUGCAGAUCUGGCACUGCCGCCUGUCAGCCGUGGUAUUGGAUCCGCAGGCGCCGAUUUGAUUCCAGAGGCUUUGUCUAUCAGUCACAACCAUGAUUUAGAUCCUAAGCGGGACCUAUACAUGAAAACACAACCACUGACAUCCUCUCCUGGCGCUAAAGAUGAGGGUUAUGAGACAGGGGCUAAUGCUCGAUCUCCGGGGUUGUACUCACAAUCUCGAGGACUUCGCGACGACAGCUUCACGCCCGACAUGCAUAUGCAAGACGCUGAGUUGGGCGACGAUCCAUUCACAAUCACCAAACGGGACCAAUAUGCUGAUGGACUCUCUCAUGGCAUGUCUCCCAUCUUUGAUGGCUUAAUAGAACCAGGUCGAGAACAGAUUCAAUCACGGGAUAUUGUCAACCUCAUGGAUCAUCUCACGGUCCGAGAUGCGCAAAGAAAUGCACGCGAUACCGAGAUCUUAGUGACCCUUGUCCGAAGCGCAGCUGAGAUGCGAAACUCUUUUGAGGACAUGAAGAAAUUUAUUGCGGAACAAGACGAGCAUAUGCUCGAUAAUGCUGAACGUCAGCACGAGAAAACGCAAAAGCUGGUUGGUGGACCCCGUCCACAGCCAAUGAGUGCAACUCGUACAGCUCGCUCAGCUACAUCAGAGGAUGACUUGCCGAACAAACGCGGGAAUGUCUUUCGAAGGGCUCUUCGCGGCCUCAGUACCAAAAACACCCACGAAUUGCAGAACAUUGAAGCAAUGCUCAUGCGACUUCUUGAUGAAGUAGAGGGGCUCCGCACUACUCAGAAUCCUGGGAUACGUCGCAAUCAAGUCAGAAAUACUAGUCUCACAUCCGCUGAUAACGCCAGAGCACCCACUGACACGGGUUACGAGCCUGAAGGCCAGGCAGGCACUUCCUCAACUGGAGAUCGCUCUGGCUUCUUCUCCAACAACUCAUCACGGCAAGCAGAUUAUCGCACCUAUAAUCAGCAACGGGAUUCCGGCAACCGUGUCAGUACUGUAAUGGAGGACAAUGAAGAGUACGAUGACUACGAUGCUCAGCGAGGAUCUGCCAAUGCUGGGAAUGCUCAAGCUAGCCAUACGCCACUUGAUACGCCUCCAAGACACGAUGGGCGGCAAGUGAGAGCUGGUUCUGUACCACUCCAUACUCCACCGAGGACCACUCCCCAGAAUUUUGGUUCACAGAGCAAUGAAAACACUCCCCACCAUUCUACAGGAGAUGGCUCGGGUCGGAAACACAAGUCCUUCGCAUCGACUUUCAUCCCAAAGAUGGUCUCGAGGUGGUCGAAGACUACGGCAUCAUCGGCAGACAACUUCCGCUCAAGUGCACAGAGACAACGGCCACAUUCGGAAAUCUCUCGCUCAGGUUCGAAUCUAGGGGAAUAUGAGUUUGAGCAUGAUCCUCAAGGCGAUGACCGGAUACGAUCAAACACAUCUUUCCAGAGAGAGCACUAUCCAAAUGAUGACGAUGACGAUGACGAUGACCGACCUCCAUCUCCAUUGAUUCCGAGUCAACUUUCUGACAAUCCGAAAUAUCAGGCUCACCGAAACAGUGUCAAUCUCCAGCACCCACAACCUAGACAAGGUCCGACUAGUCGGUUCCAAUCUCGUUUAGAGUCCGAGGCGCAAUAUUAUAACGAUCAGCUAUCCCCAACAUCUCAGACUUCUUCUCAGUGGGAUCAUGGCUCUUCCUUACAAAAUGCAAUGCCACCACACGCCUCAUAUGGAGACCAUCUGUCUCCAAUACCUGAUAACCCAUAUUCCACAGAGCACAGUGUUCACAACGACAAUCGGAGCGUUCGAUCCGGAACCUCUUCCCAAGGUCCUCCACGCCCACCGAAAAUCUCGAAUGACGAGCCUUUAGUACCACAACGCCCUCCCAAAGUGCCUAUGAGCCCUUCUCAAUCCAAUCGGCAGCCUACGUAUGUUGAUCAUGUUGCGGCCGCAAGAGCCGGUAGUCCUGCAUUUGACAAGUCUCCAGUUGCUGCGCUACGAUCUCCCCAGAGCUCGGGAAGAAAACCAUCAGGACCAAGGCCCUUAGCCGGAGCCGGAGGGUCGAAAGGAGACCUGAGCACCGUCAAGAGGACGCGUUUCAGGGGAAGCCCUAACCAAGUCGAUAGCGAGGACGAGGCCACUCGUGCAUACUGA